Messenger RNA from Arabidopsis lyrata subsp. lyrata, 903 nucleotides. RefSeq names its product LRR receptor-like serine/threonine-protein kinase ERECTA. Gene Ontology annotation, molecular function: protein binding. NCBI's taxonomy places the organism in Eukaryota, Viridiplantae, Streptophyta, Magnoliopsida, Brassicales, Brassicaceae. The record is from RefSeq and is a predicted model, not a curated record. Bases 1 to 903 code for a protein of 300 amino acids. The transcript has 2 exons.
AUGUGGCUUCAAGUGCAAACCAAGCUCAACUUUGUUACACUCAGAAACACUGGAAUUGAAGAUAUAAUACCCGAUGGCUGGUUCGAAGGAAUCGGUUCUGAAGUAACUUACCUGAUUCUCACAAACAACAUAAUCAAAGGUAGAUUACCUCAUAAGCUUGCGUUCCCAACGUUAAACACCAUUGAUUUGAGCUCCAACAACUUUGAAGGCCCUUUUCCUCUCUGGUCAACAAACGCAACAGAGCUGCGUCUUUAUGAGAACAACUUCUCGGGUUCUCUUCCACUUAAUAUUGAUGUCUUGGUGCCAAGAAUGCAGAAGAUCUACCUCUUCCACAACAACUUCACCGGAAACAUCCCAUCGUCUCUAUGUGAAGUCUCCGGAUUGCAAAUUCUGUCUCUAAGGAAGAACCAUUUCUCUGACGCAAUACCAGAGUCUCUCGGUAUGUUACCUUCUCUCAGCGUCUUGCUUCUGAACCAAAAUGCGUUCGAAGGUGAAAUCCAAGAGAGUCUUCAGAAUUGCUCUAGCCUUACGAACAUUGAUUUUGGAGGAAACAAGCUGACUGGGAAGCUUCCUUCAUGGGUAGGAAAGCUGUCUUCUCUGUUCAUGCUUCCUCUGCAAAGUAACUCCUUCACUGGUGCAAUCCCAGAUGAUCUCUGCAGCAUUCCGAAUCUACGCAUUAUGGACCUCUCUCGAAACAAAAUCUCGGGCCUGAUUCCAAAAUGCAUCAGCAAUCUCACAGCCCUUGCUCGAGGUACAAGAAAUGAGGUGUUCCAGAAUCUCGUAUUCAUUGUGACAAGAGCUCGUGAAUACGAAGACAUAGUCAAUAGCAUAAACUUUUCAGGGAACAACAUAAGCGGAGAGAUCCCAAGAGAAGUCUUGGGCCACUCAUAUCUCGAAUCUUGA